AUGCGUAGCAAGCAACAAACGUUGGUACUUCCCGAAGAAGAUCUGCGCCAACCGCCAUUGUCCAGCUCUCGCAAUCUGCAGCUUAGCAAUCAUCUUCAGAAUUUGGUCCACGCGAGUAAAGAGCUAUCGACCGUGAAGACGAGGCCGACGACACCCGUCCUGGCGAACGACGGAGGGGGCGGCUUCUGGCUGGCCACGGUGGCCACGGGGGCAAGUACCCCAGCCGGGCUGCCCCCGCACGGAACUCAUCAUCCAGUCAUGGAUCCAACAUGUGGAUCCGCCGAAACCGGCUUCAUCAAUAGUCAGCCCUCCAUGGCUGAAUUCAUGACGGCAUUGCCACAAUUAGCUGGGGAUAGUAGCCUAGCACACUCGCCGGGAACCGGUGGUUCCAUCAGUCCUGGUGCUCAUCAUCCUGCGUAUCAUACCAUGAUGGAUCCCCAUGGUGUCGCUGACCCGUCGGGUGUCAACGUUCCUGAGUAUCCCUGGAUGAAAGAAAAGAAAACUACUAGGAAAAGUAAUCAGCAAGAGAACGGUCUACCAAGAAGAUUACGAACAGCUUAUACAAAUACGCAACUUCUCGAGCUAGAAAAAGAGUUUCAUUUCAAUAAAUAUCUUUGUCGACCACGAAGGAUAGAGAUCGCAGCUUCAUUGGAUCUUACGGAAAGACAGGUAAAAGUUUGGUUUCAAAAUCGACGAAUGAAACACAAGCGGCAAACACUUAGCAAGGAAGACGGAGACGAAAAGGAUGGCUCCACUUCGGACGGCAUGGAAAAACCUAAGAGUGACAAAAUGUUAUCAGCUGAUGAUGAAAAGAAGAGUUGUCAUAACUGUGAUAUUUCGGGUGUGGGCGAUGUCGGAAGCACUCUUACUGGCGAUGUUACCGAGUUAGGUUCUUCCGGUCGAAGAAACAGUAACAACAAUAAUACCCCUGGUGCGACUAACAACAAUAAUAACAACAACAACAGUAAUCCAGGCUUUAAUACGAAUAGCAAUGGUGCCAGCAGCGUCGGCAGUACUAACAGUGUGUCCAGCUCGUUCGAAAAGAUGAUAGUGGACGACGAUUCGAGAUCGCAAGAUGGAAGUGAAGUGACAUCGCCGAGCGUGACGAAAAAAUUGUCGGGUGAAGUGAGAGUGAAGGUUGAGAGUGGUCACAAAAGUCCGAACACAGCGAAGCAACAACAGAUCUCAGUGAGCAAGAAAUCGCCAUCGGCCAGCACGAAGGACAUGUGUUCGGUGAACAGCAACGGUGUGCUAUUAGCUAUGCCGGACUCGACGGUCAGCACGCCGGUACUACCGGGUCAGAAUUCCACGAGGAGCCUAACGCCGUCCUCGACCCCCGGUACUCCCGUUUCCGUCCAGCUUCAGCAAGGCAGCCCCCUCGGUAUCCAGCAAGCGGCUCACACAGCUUACAUGCAGAGACCGCGAAGCUCACCGUCCUCCACGACGUCCUUGCCAGGCCCGAUGUUGCACGCCCCUACAAAUCCAGGAACGAUGUCGCCGCACGGUGGCCGAAACAUCUCGAACAGCCAGCAAGCACAUUUCCAACAGCAAGGCGUAUAUCAGCCCACGUCGACUAUUGAUUAUCGAAACGGCGUACCCGCAAAUAGACAGAGUAUACCUACGGCGUCGCAACAAACUCAGUCGCAAAAUAGUUACUGCACCAGAGAUUCAUAUCAACAACCAAGAAUCUCUUAUCCAAGUGAGGUGAAUUCUCUAUACGUUAGACAAAAUCAAGCGGUGGGCUCGAGAGUAGCGCAUCACGUGAGAGCAACGGGCACGGCAUCAAGAUCAAUGUACGGUGCCAAUAUGCAGUUUCAUCAGCAACAGUUGCAGUACGGUAGUACCGGAGAGUAUAACGGAUAUCCUCAAGCUGGACCACCUUAUCACGCUUAUCAUAGAGGUAUGCAAGGUACCAAUGCGUACAAUUCCGGUCAGGGAUACUCGGCGACGCAGAAUGAGCAGAGCACCGACGGCUAUAUGACGCCUGGAAAUUACGGUUAUUCGACCGGCAGUAAUUAUCAUGGAACCGGCGAGAAUCUAGCGACACACGGACACGCUGCUGUAUCCGCGCAAACCGGACAGCAUUAUUUCAAUGAUAUCCAACAACAGCAACAACACCCACAACAACAUACCGCCGAGGGCUAUGUCACUCAUCAGCCGCCAAUGCAUCCAAGUUCCGGCGACUACCGACCCGGGAACAAGUGUCACCCGGGCGCGUAUUAUGAGCAGACCGCCGGUCAGCUGCACGUUCAUCAGGGCGGCGAGGCUUCCAGCAUCCCAAAUAGUUACGUAUCGUCGCCCGAUCCGUUUCCGGCGCCUGGCAUGACGACAACCGCGACGGCAAUCGCAGCUGCUACCGCAGCAGUUAUUACGCCACCCGGAAGCGCCGGCCAGACUGACGGUAACAACGAAUCCUAUGGCAAUUAUGGGAAUUUCUACGGCGAGCCGGUACACACCGCCGCGGCUCCGCCGCCAUCCGCUGACAACAGCAAUAGCUCGUCCGAUUUCAACUUCCUCAGCAACCUGGCGAACGACUUCGCGCCCGAGUAUUACCAGCUCAGCUGAGUUCACGAGACCGAGAAUCCUUGCCAGCUGGAUUGGGGCGAUGAGCAAUGUCUACUCAACGCUUUAUAUUGAAGCUAACACAUCUACGU
Mycetomoellerius zeteki is the source of this 2654-nucleotide messenger RNA. Its product is annotated as homeotic protein proboscipedia. The record is from RefSeq and is a predicted model, not a curated record. Gene Ontology annotation, biological process: regulation of DNA-templated transcription. Gene Ontology annotation, molecular function: DNA-binding transcription factor activity, RNA polymerase II-specific; DNA binding. Lineage: Eukaryota; Metazoa; Arthropoda; Insecta; Hymenoptera; Formicidae. The transcript has 3 exons. Bases 1 to 2565 code for a protein of 854 amino acids.